AUGGGAGGGUCUUCGGUGAACGUUAUUAGUGCCUACGCCUUGAAAGUGGGUUUGGACAAAGAGAAGAAGAAGGAAUUCUGGGAGGUUUUAGAUGGGGUGGUGAAGAGCAUCUCGAGCACUGAGAAGCUUUUUGUGGGAGGGGAUUUCAAUGGGCAUAUUAGGUCUUUAUUGAGAGGUUGCAUUAGGGAGAUCGCUAGAGAGCUUUUGGGUGUCUCGAGAGGUCGAUCUAGCAAAUAUCGAGGAGACUGGUGGUGGAACGAAGAGGUUAAGAGAAAGGUGGACUCUAAGAAGGUUGCUUAUGAUAAGUUGGUUGGGAGCAAGGAUGAUGAGGAAAGGCAGAAAAAUAAGGAGGAGUAUAACGUAGCUAGAAGAGAGGCUAAGUUAACGGUUACGACAGCUAAGAUAGUAGCUUUUAAGAGUUUGUAUUUGGUUUUAGAAGAGAAAGGCAGAGAUAAGAAGUUGUAUAGGAUGGCAAAGGCCAGGGAGCGGAGGGCUCGUGACCUUUACCAAGUGAAUUACAUCAAAGAAGAGGAUGGUAUAGUAUUAGGUAAGGAUGCCCUCAUUAGAGAAAUGUGA
Messenger RNA from Capsicum annuum, 576 nucleotides. RefSeq lists its product as uncharacterized. The transcript has 2 exons. Bases 1 to 576 code for a protein of 191 amino acids. Lineage: Eukaryota; Viridiplantae; Streptophyta; Magnoliopsida; Solanales; Solanaceae. The record is from RefSeq and is a predicted model, not a curated record.